Prorocentrum cordatum is the source of this 354-nucleotide messenger RNA. NCBI's taxonomy places the organism in Eukaryota, Dinophyceae, Prorocentrales, Prorocentraceae. The record is from the annotation of a GenBank genome assembly.
AUGGCUGCUGCGGCUCUCCCCGACGCCCAGGCCAUCGAGGUCGACUCGGUGGACGGCGCGAGGACCAGUGCUACACCUCCGUGGUCCGACGUGCUCCGCGUUCGCGACCCUUCCCUACGCGACCCGAAGGCCUCUCGGGAGCUCGCGGCCUUGGCCGAGAAGGGCAACGAGGCACUCUGGGACACAUUAGCCGGCCAGACUGUUGCACGAUGGACUCCCAGCGACAAUAACUCGCUGACCCGGUUGCUGUCCUCGUACCUCCGUCGCUCGUCGAAUUCGUCGCUCCCCGUCUCGCUCGUCAUGGUUUCCACGAUGCCCAUGAUGAAUGGCUUCAAUAACGUCACGAACAUCACA